CCAACCUCAAACAACCCAAAAGAGAACAAGCAAGAGACUCCAAGAUGUUUUGCAAGGUCCGACUUAUGGCUUCUACUGUGCUGGUCAUCUUGGUGCUCGCCGCCCUAACAGAAGAUGCCUCUGCGGCAAAAGGCAAGAACAACAGAAGGAAAGGGGAUCACAUGCGCUUAAAGAGAACCACAAAGUUGGAAAAUGUAACGCUGUCUGCCAAUUUCCCCAAGUACAAUGGCCACAUCCACGAGGCUUCCUUCAGGAACCGCUCUCUGUCCCCCUGGAUCUACAAGAAGGACUUUGAUGCCAACCGCUAUCCUUCUUCCAUCGACAAGGCAGAGUGUGUGAGCAAGCAAUGCUUCAAGGAUCCAGAUCUGAACACCCGUCUGGUCAAGCAGGAGAUGCUCGUCCUCAGGAAGAAGAAGUCACGUGACGACAAGAUCAUUUACCACGUGGAGAAACUCUUGGUCCCUGUUGCUUGUGUCUGUGUCCGUCCGGAGGUCGUGCAUGCCUGA
Messenger RNA from Amblyraja radiata (thorny skate), 506 nucleotides. RefSeq names its product interleukin-17F-like. The record is from RefSeq and is a predicted model, not a curated record. Bases 45 to 506 code for a protein of 153 amino acids. Gene Ontology annotation, molecular function: cytokine activity. Gene Ontology annotation, biological process: inflammatory response. NCBI's taxonomy places the organism in Eukaryota, Metazoa, Chordata, Chondrichthyes, Rajiformes, Rajidae. The transcript has 3 exons. Gene Ontology annotation, cellular component: extracellular region.